Molecule: messenger RNA, 1667 nt
Organism: Lactuca sativa (garden lettuce)
Lineage: Eukaryota; Viridiplantae; Streptophyta; Magnoliopsida; Asterales; Asteraceae
Gene: UNE1
Product: intracellular protein transporter, putative (DUF641)
Biological process (GO): response to red or far red light; negative gravitropism
Source: RefSeq, a predicted model, not a curated record
GUUAAAUCUGUUUGUCUGAUCUAGAACGGAAAAAAAAAACAUAUCAAACUUGAAAAAAUCUCCCCCCACUUUUCACGCGCUUUAUGUCAUCCUGUUCCCACCUCCAUCUCCAUCUCCUGCUUCCACUUCAACAGUCAAAGAGUCUCACUGCUUUUUUAUCUUUUCAGUUUCAUGCUCACUCAAUUCCCCCACACAUUCCUCCGUAUUUUUUCUGCAACUAUGGACACCAUUAAACCUCGAAGCACGCUCUCCAAGACCUUCCACAAAGUUCUUCCCUUCAAGAAAUCAACAAAAUCCCUCUCCAACAAUGGCUUCUGCCUGCUCUUACCUCACGACAACAAGUUCAAGAAUUCCGACCAUGGCAGCGACUCUCACAGGUAUUUCAACAAACACUCGGUGGACGACGCCCAUCUCCGUCACAGAGCUGCCAUGGAAGCUUUUGUUGCUAAGCUAUUCGCCACUAUUUCCUCCUUGAAAGCUGCGUACGCAGAGUUACAAGCUGCUCAGUUCCCUUACAACGGAGAAGCCGUACAAUGUGCGGAUCAGGGUGUGGUUGAUGAGCUCAAAGCCAUUUCCGACAUGAAACGGAGCUUCUUGAAGAAACAAAUCGACUCUUCACCUCCUCAUGUCACCCUACUUCUCUCGGAAAUCAAGGAGCAGCAAAGCCUCAUGAAGAUGUACGAAAUCACCAUGAAUAAAAUGGAAAGAGAGAUUAAAUCGAAAGAUUUUGAAAUCUCUUCACUCAAGAACAAACUCGUGGAAGCUGAUUCAAACAACAAAUCGAUCGAGAUCAAGCUGAAUUCCAGUGGGUGUUUCCCCAUCUUCGAUAACGUCAAUCUGUCCCAGUUAACCCCAACAAAUUUCAUCGAUGUUCUACACUAUACUCUUAGAUCGAUAAGAAACUUCGUGAAGCUAUUGGUUCGUGAUAUGGGAAACGCACAUUGGGAUAUCGACGCCGCUGUGAGAGCAAUCGCACCAAAUAUCGUUUUCCCCAAAUCGAGUUACAGAUGUUUCGCUUUCGAAUCGUAUGUUACUCGUGAGAUUUUCGAGGGUUUCAACGAUGAUGAUGAAGAAGAAGACCAUGUUCAGAUGUUUAAUCAGUUCAAGAAGAUGAAAUCAUUGUCAACGUCGCAAUUACUGAAAGAAAACCCUAGAUCGGCGUUUGGAAAGUUCACACGCUCCAAGUACAUGCGAUUAGUGCACCCGAAAAUGGAGGCUUCGUUAUACGGGAACCUCAGCCAACGGAAGACGUUGAACACGUGGCAGUUUCCGGAAACGGCGUUCUUCGGCUCGUUUUCUGAGAUGGCGAGGCGCGUGUGGGUUUUACGGUGUUUGGCGGCGGCGUUUGAGAAGCAGGUGAGUGUGUUUCAGGUGAGGAAAGGUAGUCGGUUUUCGGAGGUGUAUAUGGAAAGCGUGACUGAUGAGGCGUUUAGUGGUGGUGGUGGUGAGCUGCGUGUGGCGUUCACGGUGGUUCCGGGGUUUAAAAUUGGGGAUACGGUGGUGCAAAGUCAGGUUUAUGUUCCACCGGUGGCACGACGGUGAUUCCGGCGAAAGGUCGACGGAGGUUUAUGUGAAUGUACAGUUUGUAAGUGGUUAUACGUAGUAUUUUAUAUUAUUCUGUGUAAUGGUAAUUCAUUCAAUAAUCGUAAAAAUUUUAUUCGAAUUAA